This is a messenger RNA of Heteronotia binoei (common prickly gecko), 1135 nucleotides long. It is a transcript of the gene PIGH, whose product is annotated as phosphatidylinositol glycan anchor biosynthesis class H. Gene Ontology annotation, biological process: GPI anchor biosynthetic process. Lineage: Eukaryota; Metazoa; Chordata; Lepidosauria; Squamata; Gekkonidae. Bases 48 to 602 code for a protein of 184 amino acids. The record is from RefSeq and is a predicted model, not a curated record. Gene Ontology annotation, cellular component: glycosylphosphatidylinositol-N-acetylglucosaminyltransferase (GPI-GnT) complex. The transcript has 4 exons.
CUCUCUAGGCACUCGGGAGGUCUCCUCUCAUCGCCUUUACCUUGGAAAUGGCGGACGAAGAAAAGUACCUCACGGUGUCCGGAGAGCGCAUCACGUUGCAGCGCCGCCGCCACAGCGCCUCCUGCCGGGAGUUCCUGGUGCGCUGCCCGCGGCUGCAGCUGCGGUCGCUCAGCGCAGUCACUUGCUCGGUGUGGCUGGUGGCCUACGGGCUCUUCGUGCUCUGUCAGAACAGCAUGGUGCUCUCUGCUGCUAUAUUUGUCACACUGAUCGGUUUGCUUGUGUAUCUGCACUUUGUGAGGAUCGACCAGGAGUCCCUGCUGAUUGUUGGCUCACUUGGAAUACAGAUGACUUCAUACUAUGCUUCUGGCAAAGAGAGUACAACUUUCAUAGAGAUGAACCAGGUAAAAGAUGUGGUCAUCAAUGAAGCCAUCUACAUGCAAAAGGUUAUCUAUUAUCUAUGUAUUCUUCUUCAGGAUCCUAUAGAACCUCAUGUAGUUUCUGAGGUAGUGCCACUGUUUCAGAGCUCCAAGCCACGCCUAGACUGUCUUGUGAAAGUGUACAAAAGUUGCCAAGAAAUCUUGGAGCAGAGCAAAAAAUCUUGACAUCAAACUGUAACACAAAACCCUUAUCAAGGUAGAAAAUGUUCUACUUUGCAAAGAUUUGUUAAAAUAUAUGCAGAAUGGCAAACAUGCUAAUGAACUUGACAACUUGAUGGCAGUGGAUCCUAAUGGACCAGAGAACUGGAAACUGCAGUUGUGUUCUGGGCAGACUGAACAUACUGUCUUGGAGAAAUGUUAGGGGGGAAAUCUAAACCAGACCCAUCUCUUCUUUGGUCAACAUGAUGUUGUAAGAAACUUGACAAUAAUCUUCUUUUCUGUCAACAAUUAACUCUGCUUCAGUGAACUGAAAUCUACAAGGAAAGUUCAGCAGCAAUGGGCUGAUGAGUGCCAUAUGCAAUCUUGCUCCUGUUCUUAAUGCAUGUCCGUGAACGAAGAGAAGCUGGCAGCAGCAUUGAACUGUUUUCUGAGGGCUGAUAAUUAUUUCAUGGGGCCUGCUGAUAUGCAGGCUUAUCAUUAGCAUUCUGUAAUUGUUAUCAUGUGAUUAAAAUGCUUUGCUUUCUGGAUUGUUAUAAAAA